This is a messenger RNA of Drosophila ananassae, 1332 nucleotides long. RefSeq lists its product as uncharacterized. The record is from RefSeq and is a predicted model, not a curated record. The transcript has 5 exons. Lineage: Eukaryota; Metazoa; Arthropoda; Insecta; Diptera; Drosophilidae. Bases 650 to 1297 code for a protein of 215 amino acids.
CGACUUUGGCUUUGACUCCACUACGAAUGUGGGCAAUGUGCUUGGUCCUUUCAUUCAGUUGGCGGUGUUGGAAGCGCACGGACGUUCGUUGUUUAGAGCACGGUCAUAAAGUCAAGUGGCAAAGUGGCAACUGGCUUCUCACGAAAAAUAUAAAAAAAAAAAAUAUAUAGAAAAAAAAACUGAAAAAAAAAUUAAAUUAAAAUAAGAAUAAAAAAAAUUGAAACCUAGAACACCGACGAAAAGGGAACAAAAGUGUGGCAAGUAACGUGCGGGGGCAAAAGUGUAAAUGCUAACGGUAAUUUGCAGACAUUAGUUCUCACCGACACCGACACCCACACUCACGAACACACACACACAUACACGCACACAGAAAGACCGGUGAUUAAAUGGUAUGGAAGGAAAAGUGUGAAAAGUGUCACAUUACGCAUACGCAGCGUAUGCCCGAGUUAAAUACUUAAAUUUAAAAGCUUAACGACCUGCCCGCUUUGAAAUUGAAAAUGUUUGUCGUAUUUUGGCCACUUAGCAUGCCAAGCACGUAGCAAAGUUUUGUGAUGUGGAUACGGCUCUUUGAUUGUUUUAUUAGCCCGUUUUUUGUGGGGUCAUACAUAUAACAAAAAAACAGUUAAAGGAAUAACUAGAAUACCAAACCAUGAGCCAAAUGCAACUGCAAGAACAGCAACAGCAGUGUCGACGCCAACGACGUCGUCAUAAUCACCAGUCAGAGCCUUGCGAGUGUUUACGUCCUGUGAUAAGAGUUUUUGGUCUGCUGACUUCAUUCGUUAUCUGCGGCGUAGGCGUUGAUGUCUACAUGCAUGGCUAUCAGGCCGGGCUCUACAUAGUUUUUUCAGCCGUGCUGGUAAUGUUUAUUGAGAUCAAGUGGCUGGUAACCAUAUUUUUGCAGCUUCAGUGCGCAGAGGACAAUUACCAGCGGAGGUCCUGCAGCUGCCUGGCCUGCUGGCGUUUGUCAGCGAUUUGCGGAGGUUGGCGCCCCACGCCCGUUUACGCGGUCAUCGGAAUCUGCCUGAUACUCUAUCCCCACAAUUUGUGGCUCAGUUAUGUGGCCGGAAUGUUCCUAAUACUCCUCGGCCUUCUGAGACUCAGCACGCUGUUCAGAUUUAGUCCAUCGAAGGACGAAGGUCUCUUGCCGCAGUGCGACUUUGAAAAGGUCUCCAGUUUUGUGGAUAAUAUGGAGGAUGACUUCGCGGGGAUUAGCGCCUCGCAGACGGCCUUGGAUGAUGAUGAUGAGGCGGAGGAGGAGGCCGACGACCACCCCGCCAUAGAUGAUGAUGUUUGCUAAUAGUCUAGAUAUAUAUCUCAUUGUGUUCUUAUUUA